This is a messenger RNA of Salvia hispanica, 1413 nucleotides long. Its product is annotated as alpha/beta-Hydrolases superfamily protein. Lineage: Eukaryota; Viridiplantae; Streptophyta; Magnoliopsida; Lamiales; Lamiaceae. The record is from RefSeq and is a predicted model, not a curated record.
UUAUCCGUAAUAAUAAUGGCGGUUGCUGUGUGGCACGUGCCGAACUUCAUCUCUCACGUGCGAGCCAAUUCAGUCUCAACUUCCUGCUAUUAUAAACCCAACUGCUACGCCAACUUACCACGCCACGCAAUUGCUACUCGAUUCAACUCCGCUGACCGGAAAAUGGACCAUUCAUCCUCCUCCGCCGCCGAGAUGCGCUCCGACUUCCUGCAGCUCCUCCGCAGUCGCCGGACUGCCGAAGUUCCUCUUUCUGUUGAAUCUGCGCAGCCUGUAAAAGAACCACUAUUUCAGGAAACUCCGACGCCAACCUACAGUGAGGCUAUGGAGUCUUGUCCAAAGAAAGAGAUUCCGAAUUUCAAGGAAUUGCUUCAAGAGGAAAAUUUUUACCUAACUACUGAGGCAGGGGAGCAAGGACGCCUGCCAGUACUGCUAUUGAAGCUGAAAGAGGAUACUCCGGAGAGAAGGCCGGCAGUGGUUUUCCUGCAUAGCACGCAUAAAAACAAAGAGUGGUUGAGGCCAUUACUUGAGGCAUAUGCUUCAAGAAAUUAUGUUGCUAUAGCCAUUGAUUCGCGUUAUCACGGAGAGCGUGCUAAAAACUUGACAACCUACCAAGAUGCUCUAGUAUCAUCGUGGAAACAUGGAGAUACGAUGCCUUUCAUUUUCGAUACGGUAUGGGACUUGAUAAAAUUGGCAGAUCAUCUUGUAGAAAGGCCAGAUAUCGAUCCUUCUAGGAUAGGAAUUACUGGUGAAUCACUGGGAGGAAUGCACGCAUGGUUUGGUGCAGCCGCUGAUACUCGUUAUUCAGUAGUUGCCCCAAUAAUUGGAGUUCAGGGGUUCCGGUGGGCGAUUGAGCAUGACAUGUGGCAAGCUCGAGUUGACAGCCUUAAGCGCGUAUUUGAAGAGGCAAGAGUCGACUUGGGAAAAAGUGCAAUCGACAGAGAAGUGGUAGAGAAGGUUUGGGACAGUAUAGCUCCUGGAUUGGCAUCCCGUUUUGACGCACCUUACACCAUUCCUGCGAUUGCUCUUCGUCCUCUGUUGAUCUUGAACGGUGAGAAGGAUCCACGUUGCCCCUUUGCUGGACUGGAGCUUCCAGAAUCGAGAGUUAGAAAGGCAUAUGAAGAGGCCAAUUCUGCUGAAAAGUUUAAGUUGGUAGCUGAACCAGGGAUUGGGCAUCAGAUGACAUCUUUGAUGGUGAAACAAGCCAGUGAAUGGUUUGAUCAAUACUUGAAUCCAUGAGGGCAGCAUCUGUUCGAAAUCUGAGUGCUACUGUAUAAACUGUGUUUAGCCUGCAAACUGCGUCGUUUGCAUGGAAUAAACACAUCCAUUCUGUACUUGUACGUCUGUUUUCACUAUUUUCAAUUGUUAUGGUUUCCCAUUGCUUAAUUUCUGAAUAAGGAAAGCUUUCUUAGCUCA